This is a messenger RNA of Penaeus chinensis, 2732 nucleotides long. It is a transcript of the gene Abp1, whose product is annotated as drebrin-like protein B. NCBI's taxonomy places the organism in Eukaryota, Metazoa, Arthropoda, Malacostraca, Decapoda, Penaeidae. Gene Ontology annotation, biological process: regulation of actin filament polymerization; positive regulation of axon extension; positive regulation of dendritic spine morphogenesis. The coding region runs from base 105 to 2300 and encodes 731 amino acids. Gene Ontology annotation, cellular component: postsynaptic membrane; postsynaptic density; lamellipodium. Gene Ontology annotation, molecular function: actin filament binding. The record is from RefSeq and is a predicted model, not a curated record. The transcript is spliced from 14 exons.
CUAGAUGGAGUGCAUGCGGCGGGGAGCUCAGUCAGCCCCCAGCAGCCAAGGGAGGCGCACGUACGGUUCCUCUCUCUCUCCACCCUCGCCUCUUCCUCUCCAUCAUGAGCAUAGAUCUCGACACGAACCGCAACUCCAUCCUGCAGGCCUUCAACGACGUCGUGAGUGACAAGACAAGCACGGAUUGGGCUCUGUUUGGAUAUGAAGGACAGACAAAUGUGCUUAAGGUGGUGGGAACAGGAGAGGAUGGACUGGAAGAGUUGGCAGAGGAUCUUAAUAGCAGCAAGAUAAUGUAUGCUGUGGUGCGUGUUACAGAUCCAAACACAACCAGGUUUAAGAUCGUGUUAAUAAAUUGGCAAGGAGAAGGUGCGCCAACUUUACGAAAAGGAACAUGCGCAAGACACUUAGCCGAUGUACACAAACUAUUGCGUGGAGUUCAUGUGACGGUAAAUGCAAGAACGGAGGAGGAGGUCGAGCCAGAGUUUGUGAUGGCAGCGGUAUUAAAAGCAUCAGCCACGACCUACAACUUCAGUGAUCGGUCGGAGAUGAAUGACAAAACAACUCCAGUGCCGAAGCCUCAGGUCCUUAGAGGUGCUGCUGUAGCCUGUGGUGAUGGCCCCAAAACUUUUCCCUCUAUAAAGCCUAAACCUAAACCGAAGCUUGAUAUGGGAACCAAUUACAAGCGCACAAAUCCGCUUGCGGAAAUAGACUCCAAGUCGCGCAACAAAUUCUGGGAAGAGCAGGAAGUGGAAGAAAGGAGGAGGAAAACAGAAGAACAGCAGAAAAAAGAGGAGGAGCUGAAGAAACUCGAGACCGAGAGAAGACAGAGAGAGAUUAUUGAUACUAAACAAAGAGAGCAGUUAACCAAGGAGAGAAAUGCACGCAUAAUGUCAGAGCGCAAAGCAGAAGAAGCUGCUGCCCUACGAUGUGCCCAGAAGGAUGAUCCGAAGUGGCAGCAAGAGCUAGAGAACCAACAGCGUGAAGAAAAUGAGCGAGCAAAACGAGCAGAAAUGAUGCGAUUGGAACGGAAAAAGGAGGCAGAAUCUCUCAUUGGGCACAGGACGCACUCAACACGCGCAAUCUUUGAGUCCUGCAGCAGUGCUAGCAACUCUCAGCCAUCAGCCCAAGACAGGAAUCGUCCUCCCCCUCGCAAGUUAAAGGAAUUCAAGCCAGUGAAUAUCCCUGCAAGAGAAGAGAGUGAGGGAGGAACCUCGACGCCAGGCAGAGGGGUGGCUGCACGCUGGCCCCCUGCGUCUGAAUCACCACAACAGCAAGUAACGCCCAAGCAACAGAGAGUUAACACAAUCGGAACAGUCAACGUAAACACGCCAGUCCAGUCCAUUGUUCCUUCGGCAUCCUCUCCCCCUGCUCCACCAAGCAAACAACCUCCAGAGUCGUCCAAACCUCAAACGGAGGUAGGAGGCAGCACAGGGUAUGUGAGGAACUUGCUACGAGAAGGCCUUCCUACUCGACCUGACUCAGACGAUGAGGACCAGAACGCGGAGAAAGACGAGUGGGAGGAAGAUGCGCCCGGGAGUCAGCCCCAACCACCACCACAACUCCCACAACAGUCCCCACUUCGUAACACCACCACCACCACCAUUACUGCCAGCCCUGUCACCUUGCCUACCAGUCACCACCACCACAACAACCAAAAUCCACCGACGAAUCAGUCUCCUCCUCCCCCCCUUCCCUCGUCUUCCCCUCCAGCCCCUACCUCCCACACCCCACCAGUCCCCGCUCUCAAGCAUCCUUCUACCCAGACCACAGUCAUCCCAGUCUCACAGCAACACCACAGCGUGCCUCAGCCUCAGCCUGAAAAUGAAUUCCAGGUUCCCCCACAUCACACUAAUGGUAAUGCAAAAGCAGAUAUAUGUGAUACCACGAUAGAAAUGGCAAAAGGAAGUUAUCAUAAGAAUAUUCCUGAGGAAGAUGAUCGCAACUUCAAGGUGCAGUCUGCAACCACAAAUGGUGCAGCAAACAGUAAUGUGACUUAUGAUACAACCGUCCAAAGCAAUUCGUCUGCUGCUGCCUCGCCCAGCGCAGAAAUUCCUGGUAUUGGCAUGAUCUAUGAAGUGGAUGGUGUAGAAUACCAGAUUCUGCCAGAACAUGGCCUCUGUGCGAGGGCCCUCUACGACUACCAGGCUGCUGAUGACAGUGAGAUAACCUUUGACCCAUCUGAGAUUAUCACAAACAUCGACCAGAUUGACGAGGGAUGGUGGCAAGGCAUUGGUCCCGAUGGGAUGUUCGGUCUUUUCCCGGCCAAUUACGUAGAGCUAAUCAACCAGCCGCCAGUUUGAGCUUCAGCCUGGGGUCCUAAUUCUGUAUUCUAGAGGAAAGGUUUAGAGAGUGUGGUUCUUGGGCUCUCACAUUCAUGGACACACUCCAGUAUGUGUUGGUUGGUUUGGAAGGAACUUUCUGUAUUGAUGGUGGUACUUACUGUCAAAAGUUGUAAAUUUUAUCCAGUUAGAUGGUCUUUUGGAUCAGUAUUUAUGCAAGUAUUUUCAGAAUGAAAUUACAGAAGUAUACAAUGAGAUUGUAUUUGAUAGAUUUGUAAUCUCGGAUUAGGAUUCAUUCUACACACCUACGUGCAAAUGCUUCCAGACAUACACCCACACCCACACCUAAUCCUGUACUUGCACUCACACUCACACUCACACUCACACUCACACUCACACUCACACUCACACUCACACUCACACUCACACUCACACUCACACUCACACUCACAC